Mesoplodon densirostris (Blainville's beaked whale) is the source of this 3133-nucleotide messenger RNA. RefSeq names its product RAB6A, member RAS oncogene family (gene RAB6A). Bases 490 to 1116 code for a protein of 208 amino acids. The record is from RefSeq and is a predicted model, not a curated record. Gene Ontology annotation, molecular function: GTPase activity; GTP binding. The transcript is spliced from 8 exons. Lineage: Eukaryota; Metazoa; Chordata; Mammalia; Artiodactyla; Ziphiidae.
GUGUCUGGCUGGGCGGCAGGCUCGCGCCCGGGCUCGCCCCGUGCCGCGCCGCGCCACAGGCUCGCGCACUCAGCAGGUUGGGCUGCAGUGGCGGCAGCUGUGGAGCUGGGACGCUGCGUGUGAGAGGUCCCAGACGCGUCUGCGGCUCCGGCUCCGCCACCCUCGCCUCAGUCUCGGUGCCGGGUGCUGAGAAGGGAACAGCUCUAGCCUCGGGACCCCCGAGCACACUGCUGGCUGCUUCCGACACCGCCCUCCUUCCUUUCCCAGCCGCGGGCCUCGCUCGGUGCUAGGUGACUCCGAGAGGCGGCGGCGACGGCUGCCUGUCUGUGAGAGGAGCCUUGUUCUCCAGCCUUGCUCCGCUGCCGGGCCCUGCAGGGGCCGAGAGAGCUCGGUGCCGACCCUUCCUCUAGCCUCCCCGUGAACCGGUUGGAGCGGCGUCGGUCUCGGAGGUCUCUGGGCUGAGGCGGCGGCAGCUCCUCCGGCUCCAUCAUGUCCGCGGGCGGAGACUUCGGGAAUCCGCUGAGGAAAUUCAAGCUGGUGUUCCUGGGGGAGCAGAGCGUUGGAAAGACAUCACUGAUUACCAGAUUCAUGUAUGACAGUUUUGACAACACCUAUCAGGCAACAAUUGGUAUUGACUUUUUAUCAAAAACAAUGUACUUAGAGGAUCGAACAAUCAGGCUGCAGCUAUGGGAUACUGCGGGUCAGGAACGUUUCCGUAGCCUCAUUCCCAGUUACAUCCGUGAUUCUGCUGCAGCCGUAGUAGUUUACGAUAUCACAAAUGUUAACUCAUUCCAGCAAACUACAAAGUGGAUUGAUGAUGUCAGAACAGAAAGAGGAAGUGAUGUUAUCAUCAUGCUAGUAGGAAAUAAAACAGAUCUUGCUGACAAGAGGCAAGUGUCAAUUGAGGAAGGAGAGAGGAAAGCCAAAGAGCUGAAUGUUAUGUUUAUUGAAACUAGUGCAAAAGCAGGAUAUAAUGUAAAGCAGCUCUUCCGACGUGUUGCAGCAGCUCUACCUGGAAUGGAAAGCACACAGGACAGAAGCAGAGAAGACAUGAUUGACAUAAAACUGGAAAAGCCUCAGGAGCAACCAGUCAGCGAAGGAGGCUGUUCCUGCUAAUCCCCCAUGGCAUCUUCAACUUUCCUCCAGAAGCUCACUGCUUUGGCCCCCUUACUCUUUCAUUGACUGCAGUGUGAAUAUUGGCUUGAACCUUUUCCCUUCAGUAAUAACGUAUUGCAAUUCAGCAUUGCUGCCUGUCUCUUGGAGAUGAUCUAUUAGCUUCACAAGCACAAAAAAGUCAGUGUCUUCAUUAUUUAUAUUUUACAAAAAGCCAAACAAUUCCAGCAUAUUCCAGUGGUAACUUUAAAAAUUAGAUACAUUUUCUUAACAUUUUUUUUUCCUUUUUAAUGUUAUGAGAAUGUACUUCAAAAUGAAGGAAAUCUCAACAGUAUGUGGCUUGGUUAAGGAGCAGUUGUUCACAGCAGCACUUGCCUACCUACUUGAUCUCUCCCUGCUUUACUUGCUGUUCUUUACCCCAUUUCCUAUUCCAAUCCUCCCUCCGUCAAAACAAACAAGAGGGGGCAAAGCAGUAGUCAGACCAAGCCCAUUGGAAUUAUCCUUCAGUUUUAGCAACACCAUGUGCUCUCAAGAUAUCCAAAAUUAUUCUUAAGCACUGACAUAAAUUACUUAGACCUUAAUUGAGGUCAAAACUCAACUGUCGUGGUAGGCAGUGCUGGAAUAAGGAAAGGGUUCUGGUGCAUCUUCAGAAUGAGUCCUAAUGAACAUACUGAGUACUUACAAGUAAAUGAACAUAAAAUAUAUUUCUGACCAAAACAAAUGAUUCUUUCACAUGUUAGACUCCAGGAGAGAAAAGUAAAAGUGCUCCAGAACAGGUUUUAAAUAUUUAAUUCUUCUAAGAGCUAUUUCUUCCAGGAUUUUAAAUUUGUCAAAAUCGAGUUCUUCUGUUUGUUUAAAAAACAAAACUAAACUUUUUUAGGCAAUAGAUUUCUCGAGUUUUCUUUUUUCUUUCUUCCUUUCUUUCCUUCUUUUCUUUCUUCCUUCCUUUCUUUCUUACUUUUUUUUGAAAUGUUGUGCAGGCAAGGCACUGUAGAAAUCAAAUUCCUCUAAGAAGAACCAGUGGAAGAGUUUAAAUUUGGCACUUUGAUCGAAACUACUGUAACCAGUAGAAACAAUGAUAUCUAAAGCUUACCAACUAAAGAAUCCUCAAGAGAAUAGCAAAUACUUUGCCCAGGACAAUUGAGGUCAAAUUGAAAAUGGAAACAGUUUUCUUAUAAGCCCUAGAGGCAGAUCUGAAAAAGCAUACAUAGAAGAGGGAAAGGAGAGAAUGAAAAUAAAACUUAAUAUUAUGCAGAUUUAUGCCUUAUUUUUCAGCAUUUUUUUAUGUUGGUUCUCUCAAUCCGGUUUUGCUUUUUAUUAGAUCUGUAUAGUUUGCUUAAUUAACUAGUGAUUUAAUUUUAUAUUUAAGCUACAAUUAAUCUUUUUUCUUUGGUGAUAUUUAUUUCUUUGCCUUUUUUAAAACUACUUUCAAUUUUUAGAUGUUUUAUUCAGUCUAUUUAGAGCUUCAUAACAAUGGCAAUAUGUAUUUCCCUUAAAACACUGCAAACAAAUAUACUAGGAGUGCACCAUUUUAAUCUUUACUAGUUAUUGUGAGAUUGCUGUGUAAGUUAAUAAAUACACUUGUAAAUACAUUGUUUGCAAGAAGAAAAUUUCUGAGUUACAGCUCAGGAAAAGCCUGCUGAAUUUAUGUUGUAAGCAUUACUUAACACAGUAUAAGGAUGAAAAGACAACAAAAAUAUCUUCAUACUUCCUCAUCCCCUCAUUGCAACAAAACCCUUAACUGGGAGAACCUUAUUCCUUCCCCUCUCUUUCCUCUUCCUCCUCCACUCCCCACUUAUUGUCCAACCUUAUAAUAUUCAGAGAGCACUUGGAUUAUGGGUCUGAAUAGAUAAAUGCUUUCAGAUAAUCAUUAGCCCACAUACCCCAGUAACUUGUACUCAAAGACGGGAUGGAGUUGUAAAGUGCUUUUAUAAUACAAUAUUAUUGUUAAAGGCAAGGGUUGACUCUUUCGUUUUAUUUUGACAUGGCAUGUCCUGAAAUAAAUAUCAAUUCAAUAUGG